AUGGAUUUAGUCAGCCUUACUCUGAACGAAUAUCUCCACGUCCUCAAAGGUGUCAUUGACGCGAAAGGAGCGUUGCUCGUCUCUCUACCUUCUCGGGACUGGAACAACACAGGCAAAGCAAGCAGCGUUGAGAGUGAUAGUGAUGCUGGAGAACCUACUGAGCGCCUGACGCCCUGGCCCGAAGCCGACAAGUGGAAAGCGCUUACGGCACAAGCCACCGAAUGUCAGAUCAAAAUCCAGUCGGAGAUGCGGUACGUCAAGCGUGAAGUCACCUUCAGCAAAUUGUCUGGGAAGGACUAUUCCUGUAUUUCGAAGUUGCUGAGAAACAUCCUCAUCGCUAUUUCCGGAACGGGUACGGCCAUCCAGGUCAAUGACCGAGUUGAAAGGCAAGCCGGAUGGACAUCAGUCAGGACUUACAAAAAUGGGUCCGACUCCGAGCUGUCGGAUCGAUCACCGAGCGACGCAGAAAAGGAACGAUGGAGUAGGCUGUUCAGCCAGAUUGACCCGGCCUUCAAGCUCUUGUGGCAAGCAAUGAUUGAAGGGCUCGACUAUGCGUUCUACACUUUGCGAAUCACGAAGAAGCCGGCAUUCACCACAGCAGAAGAACUCGAGACCCGAGGGGCCGAAUCACCGGGAGGCAAGGGCUUCGCGAAGUAUCUUGAAAAUACAAUCCAUCACUUUCUGGUCGAGCGAGAAGGGCCUUUGAAAGACUGGUGCCGACUGAACGGCAUGGAGGAAUCUCAGGUGGCAAACAAGGCUGCUCAUCAGCGACAUAUAUCGCAACUGUACCUGUUGCUCGAUAUUGAAUACUGCGUUGUUGCCACCGCAACAGGCAUUCUCGACCUCGUACGAUUCGCCGAUUCAAAAGUCGAAGAUGGCACAAUGAAGAAGAAGCGGCUCAUCGUCCCCAGCUGGAAGCACUGGAAAAAGUGGGCAUGGGCAAUCAUUCUCCGUGAAGACAGCAAUCUGGACUACGCUGCGUACGCCUACCGAAGCGGCACGCCAACCGUGUACUUGGGAGACGCGUUCGGCGUACAUCGCGACCCGGAGCAUCUCUCCCCAGCAACGUGGUGGGAGAAGACCACCAACCAUAUCCGACUGAUACCUCGACUGUUUGGCUCACCGGAAUCGUGGUUCGGCUUUAAAGUCGCCACGGGGACCAUGGUCGUUGCGCUUUCGGCCUUUUUACGGAACUCCCAAGAGUUCUACAUCAAGCAGCGCAUCAUCUGGGGGGCCAUCAUGGUGGCCAUUUCCAUGACCCAGACGGCCGGGUCAGGCAUGUACGGACAGUUCGUGAGAAUCUUUGGCACGUUCCUCGCCAUGGUCUUCUCCUACAUCGACUGGUACCUGGUCAACGGCCACACGGCCGGGGUGAUCGUGUUUGUGGGUCUCACCAUUUUUGCCUACCACUAUCUCAUGGUCACGAAACCGAACGACCCCGUCAUCCCCAUGAUCGGCAUGAUUACCGUCAUGUUGAUCGUGGCCUACGAGCUGCAGGUCAAGCAGGUCGGCGUCAGGGUCUCGGAGUCGAACGGCCAGCUCUUCCAUCCGGUCUACGAACUGGCGCCUUACCGAUUGGCGUGCGUGCUCGGCGGCGUCGGCGUCGCCUGCCUGUUCACAUACUUUCCCAGCGUGACGACCGCGAGAAGCGAAAUGCGGCGGGACCUAGGAAACACACUCCACUUGCUCGGGCAAUAUUACAGCUCGUCACACAAAGCCGUGUCCCUCCGACUAAAGGGUCAGCAAGGGGGUAUUCACGACAAGAGGAGCCCCCUUCGGAGGCUGGAAAGGGCUCGGACCCAGCUGUUCGCAAAGGAACUGAUCCUAAUUCAAGCGAUGCAGAACCAUCUAAAGUUCAUAAAGUGGGAGCCUACGUUUGGCGGGCGAUUCCCCAGGGAGCUCUACGAACGGCUAUUGACGCACACCCAGAACAUCCUGCGCUACACGGCGAUGAUCUCAUGGACGACCAAGACGCUCCAGGACCUGGCCCCGUCUGACACAUCUUCGCGCGACAACGGCGACGGCGACCACAACAGCACCUGGCUCAAAGACUUCCAACAACUCAUCUCCUCCCUAGAACUCACCUCCCAGACCCACAGCGUCACGUCCCUCCUCGCCAUCCUUUCCGGCGCCAUCGGCACAGGCCAACCCCUCCCCCCGUACCUCAGAGCUCCCGAAAGGUUCCACUUCGGCGAAAUGCUCUCCUCGUUCGACUCGGAGAUCCUAAGUACCAAACACGUCUGCGAACCAGGGUACAGUGCCUUUGCCGUCAUGCAGGUCAGCACCACGAUGCUGGGCGAGGAUCUGGCGGAUCUGUUGGCAGACACGAAGAGGCUGGUCGGCGAGGCGGAGUUCAGUCUCGAUGGAGAUGUCGUGGCGGGGGACUAUGAGAAGGAUGUCGGCGUCGUGCCUGCGGAUAUUCGGGAGAAGAGGGAGUGA
This is a messenger RNA of Cladophialophora yegresii CBS 114405, 2439 nucleotides long. RefSeq lists its product as uncharacterized. The coding region runs from base 1 to 2439 and encodes 812 amino acids. Lineage: Eukaryota; Fungi; Ascomycota; Eurotiomycetes; Chaetothyriales; Herpotrichiellaceae. The transcript has 3 exons. The record is from RefSeq and is a predicted model, not a curated record.